Molecule: messenger RNA, 708 nt
Organism: Aspergillus clavatus NRRL 1
Lineage: Eukaryota; Fungi; Ascomycota; Eurotiomycetes; Eurotiales; Aspergillaceae
Product: cytochrome P450
Exons: 2
Coding region: 1-708 (235 amino acids)
Molecular function (GO): monooxygenase activity; heme binding; iron ion binding
Source: RefSeq, a predicted model, not a curated record
AUGACCCGGAUAAGCCUCCCGCGCCGGCUGGCGGCGCAGGGCAAGGAAGCCGUCCCAUUUGACGAUGCGAUUGAGUGGUUUGAGCAAAUGGCCUGGAGCAAGAACAUUACCUACGACCCGGAGAUUGUCCAGCUGUUUCUCUCCACGGUGGCGAUCUAUACCACCUCGGACCUGCUCACGGUGACCCUCUUGGACUUUGCGCGCAACCCGGAGAUCAUUGAGCCUCUGCGGGAGGAAAUCACCGCGGCACUGGAGCACGGAGGAUGGAGGAAAACCUCGCUCACGGAGAUGAAGCUAUUAGAUAGCGUGCUCAAGGAAUCCCUUCGCUUGAAACCUAUAGCUGUCGUGUCAAUGCGUCGCGUCGUCAUGGACCACGUCAAGCUGUCCGACGGCACAGUCCUCACCAAAGGCACCAAGCUGGCCGUCUCCUCGCACCACAUGUGGGACCCAUCCAUAUACAAGGACCCAGAGAAAUGGAACGGCCAGCGAUUCCUGCAUCGGCGGGAUGUUCCCGGCCAGGACAAAGACGCCGUCUUCGUCGCGACGAGCGAGCGGCAUCUGGGAUUCGGCCAUGGCAAAAACGCCUGUCCCGGUCGGUUCUUCGCCUCCAGCGAGCUCAAGGUGGUACUGUGCCAUAUCCUCAUGAAGUAUGAUAUCGAGCUGCCGCCGCGGGCGGUCGUCCGGCAUCACUAUUCGGGGGCAUCGUAG